AUGUCAAACGAGAUCUUCAGCAAGCUGUGCAGAGGCACAAACUUCAGGGGAGGUCCGUCCUCCAAACUCGUGCUCUACAAAUCGCAAAAGACGGGGGACUCGCAGCCAGAGGCGGAGCCAGACGUCACCUUUGAUGAUCGGUCGAGGGUUUCCACCCUGGACGGCGAGUUAUUUACCGACUACGAGGAGAUUGAGCGUUUUGAGGACAUUUGCCAGGAUUCCGUGGACAAAGACGCUCUAAAGGAGAUUUUAGAGGCUCUAAGGUCUAGACUAAAGAUCAAGCUCUGCACUCCUAUCCAGAAACACGUUCUUCCUAUUGCCCUAAAGGGCGAAGACGUCGUUGCUGUGGCUCCCACUGGCUCCGGGAAGACGUUGUCUUACCUCAUUCCCAUCCUUCUCAACGUCAAGGUUCGUCCCUGCUCCCCUCUCACCCAUUCCUUACAGAAUGAUAACUCGAUAAAGGCUCUGGUUAUAACACCGACUGUGGAACUCGUACAGCAGGUUAAACGGGAAUGCAUAUUUUUGACAGGAGAGGAUGGAAUUAAGGUCUCUGCACUCGAAAAGAGCCAAGAAUCAUUUGAUGCUCCUCUGGCAAUCUCGACACCAAAGACGCUGCUAACGCUCCUGGAAAAGUUUGAGGACAUGCUAAAGGAAUGCAAGUAUCUCGUCCUUGACGAGGUGGACAAGUUGCUAGAGGAUGGCUACGUUGACCAUAUUGAUAAGAUCCUCGAGGCUUUAAGGACCAAGAAUGUAGAUGCUCAUGUACAAAAGAUGAUUUUCAGCUCUACACUGCAGCAAAGUGUGCUCAGCCUAGUCUCUACAUUCAUGCCAAACGCAAUUCAUGUCACCAUUGGGUCCGAAAAUUGCGCGUGCACAAACGUUAGCCAGGAGUUAGUCUGUGUGACAAAUGACAAGGGCAAGUUAAUGACGCUCCGACAGCUUAUUCUGGAGGGAAAAUUGAUACCACCCGUGCUAGUCUUUUUGCAAACAAUCGAAAGGGUAAACGAGCUCUACAACGAACUUAAAGGUGAAAAUGUUCGCGUGCAAAAAUUUACUUCGGAGCUCACAGUUUCCAAAAGGGCGCAAAUUAUAGAAAAGUUUAGAACUGGAGAGAUUUGGAUCCUGCUAUGCACAGAUAUUUUAGCCCGUGGAGUUGACUUUAAGGGGAUAGACUCCGUAGUCAAUUUCGACCUGCCACUAACUCCGCAAGUCUACAUCAACAGGGUUGGAAGAGCGGGCAGAGGCCUCAAAAAAGGCAGGAGCAUAACAUUCUUCACACUCAGAGAUUUGAAAAUCAUGAAACAUAUAGUACAAAUUAUGAAAAUUUCUGGCGCACAGGUGCCAGAUUAUUUACAAGACAUACAAGAAAACGGUAAAGUAACAGAAAAGAGGCCUCCGAAUAGAGGAAAUAUUUCAAAGAGGUAA
This is a messenger RNA of Theileria equi strain WA, 1425 nucleotides long. Its product is annotated as DEAD box ATP-dependent RNA helicase family member protein. Lineage: Eukaryota; Apicomplexa; Aconoidasida; Piroplasmida; Theileriidae. The record is from RefSeq and is a predicted model, not a curated record. The transcript has 6 exons. The coding region runs from base 1 to 1425 and encodes 474 amino acids. Gene Ontology annotation, molecular function: nucleic acid binding; ATP binding.